AUGACGAGGACACAGUUGUUAGCUUUAUAUUUGUUGCGUAGCAACGCACCUGGUGCCAUUGCUUACAAAGAGAUCUGCGAUUACACGGGAAAGGUCCUUUCGUUGGACACCGGGCCCUGUUUCCAACCCAUGUUCCCAUCUUCUCGUCCUCGUCACGUGACAGGCAUGUUCUUUUGAACGCUAACCAUCUUGGGGCAUGACAUCAAGCCAGUGUUUGUGUUGGAUGGGAAGCCUCCAGAGGAGAAAAGGGCUGUGUUUAGUGGCACUCUUAGAAUUACAGCCGAAACCAUAGCUACCUACCUCACAAAAUGGCACCCUCACAAUGAAGUAAUUGAAUACUCUCUAUCCAAGCUGCUAAACAUUCUGAAGAUUACACAUGAAGAGUUUGUGGACUUGUGUAUAUUGUUAGGCUGUGACUACUGCGAUAAGAUUGCAGGCCUUGGCCCCAAGAGAGCGCUGACUCUGAUCCAGCAGCACCGGACUAUAGAGAACGUAGUGCUGAACAUCAACAGAAUGAAUAAGACUCUCCAACCCUUCCUCCUCCAGAACCGCCCUGUACCACUGUUCUGGCAGUACCAGGAACACCACCCUGACCGAGCCCCCUGA
Molecule: messenger RNA, 606 nt
Organism: Oncorhynchus masou masou (cherry salmon)
Lineage: Eukaryota; Metazoa; Chordata; Actinopteri; Salmoniformes; Salmonidae
Product: probable flap endonuclease 1 homolog
Exons: 7
Cellular component (GO): nucleus
Molecular function (GO): magnesium ion binding; 5'-3' exonuclease activity; RNA-DNA hybrid ribonuclease activity
Source: RefSeq, a predicted model, not a curated record